Messenger RNA from Eptesicus fuscus (big brown bat), 1188 nucleotides. It is a transcript of the gene PKIB, whose product is annotated as cAMP-dependent protein kinase inhibitor beta. The transcript is spliced from 5 exons. Gene Ontology annotation, biological process: negative regulation of cAMP-dependent protein kinase activity. Gene Ontology annotation, cellular component: cytoplasm; nucleus. Lineage: Eukaryota; Metazoa; Chordata; Mammalia; Chiroptera; Vespertilionidae. The record is from RefSeq and is a predicted model, not a curated record. Bases 159 to 479 code for a protein of 106 amino acids. Gene Ontology annotation, molecular function: cAMP-dependent protein kinase inhibitor activity.
GGCCUGCCCCCAUGGGAGAAGCAGUACAGUCUGGCCGGGGGCCAAGCCUCCCUCAGAGGCACAAGGGUUGCUAACAUGGAUACUUGGAGAGGAGUGCCACAAUGAUAACAUUUGGAGAGAAGUAUUUCCCAUUUUAAGCCCCUGGGCCACAGGCCACCAUGGAUGUGCACCUCGGGGGUCAGGAGAGCGCAAGCAAGAGCAGCAAGGGAAGCGGCAGCACAGGAGAUCAGCAAGAUGUUGCUAUGAGGACAGAUUCACCGGAAAUGACUGAUGUGGAGCUUGGGGUCGACAAUUUUGCAUCUUCAGCAAGGGCAGGCCGCCGGAAUGCCGUCCCAGACAUCCAGGGUUCAGCUGGGACAGGUGGGACUUCCGAGUUGCCCCUCAAACUGGAGACCCUCUCCAUAAAGGAAGAUGUAAAAAAGAAAGAUGAAGGAAAAACACAAGACCAAUCGGAAAAGCCCCCAAAUGAAGGAAAAUGAAGGCUCACAACCUAUCAAGAGUGCUGAAUUUCUGCAAGGUGAAAGACUUUAGUGGUUCUGCUUUCCUGAGAUGUUCGAUCCGGUAGUAACCAUGGUAACAUUGCAGCCCUAAGCAACAUGUGUGUACUAGAUAAUUUUGUUGUGAUGCUACUCACUUGGAUUGCAACCAUGAGGUCCCAUGUAGGUUAUUAAAAGGCAGAUUACAUCCAAAUUGCACCCAAGGAAAAGAUUAAGAAUGUAUGGUCAUUUAAAUACAUAUCAUUGUCUAUAAACCCAAUAAAAAUCCACUAUUCUCUUUUAGACUUAUUUAGCCAGAUGUGUUUUUAAUUCUGUUUUUAUGGUAGUAGAUAAGACAUUUAAACCAAACACUACUAAUGUAUGGAAUUUGGAGGAAUUUGUUGGUUUUUUUGUUUUUGUUUUUUUUUUUUUGGUUUGGAUGUUUGCUUUGGUAAGAAGGAAUAAUAGGUCAAAACCACAAGGAUAGAAUGUUUGUUUUUAACUAAAUUUUUUUGGUCCCAAACCCUAAAAAGAUUUGGAGGAAAAGUAUAAACCUGACAACCUAAACAGCUCCAGGAUGUUUUUGUCUGAUAUACAUUGCUUCUAGUCUAUGUAUACUGUGAUUUUUCAUGUGGACUCUUAAGAUGCAAAAUUUGUGAUAAAUUGUUUAUAUGUAAUAUGCCUAUUAAAUGAAUUUUAUUAUCUUCCUUAA